This is a messenger RNA of Sinocyclocheilus rhinocerous, 1782 nucleotides long. RefSeq names its product D(2)-like dopamine receptor. The record is from RefSeq and is a predicted model, not a curated record. Lineage: Eukaryota; Metazoa; Chordata; Actinopteri; Cypriniformes; Cyprinidae. The transcript is spliced from 8 exons. Gene Ontology annotation, biological process: adenylate cyclase-inhibiting dopamine receptor signaling pathway; regulation of potassium ion transport; regulation of dopamine secretion. The coding region runs from base 327 to 1664 and encodes 445 amino acids. Gene Ontology annotation, molecular function: G protein-coupled receptor activity; dopamine neurotransmitter receptor activity, coupled via Gi/Go. Gene Ontology annotation, cellular component: plasma membrane; presynaptic membrane; glutamatergic synapse.
CGCUUGGACUCGAUAUGGGUUGCUCCUGCUAAGUGUAGUUUAACACCUCCACAAAACCAGGAAAAGCAUAUUUACAUCAAGUUCAGGUUAUUUUAAUCGCCAACAUGAAAUUUCCUCGUGGAAGUAGUCGUGUUUGCCGGUUUACAUCGGUUGUAUUCACCCGUGGAGCUGUAAUUGAGACAGAAGAGGAAUACAGUUACAGUCGCUCGGAUGGACAAGUGUAUCCGAUGGAUAAAAGUGGAUUUAAAAUCUAAGAAACGGGAUACUUCCGGUCUUUGGAUGAAAGUUGCGGUUUUGAAGGGUCUCAGCUUGGCUUCAACCAUCUGAUGGAAGUCUUCACGGAGUAUGCCUAUAAUGAAAGCUUCUUUGAAAAUGGAUCCCGGGGCUUCAAUGGCACGGAACAAGGGAGGCGGCACCAGUACAAUUAUUAUGCCAUGCUUCUCACACUGCUCAUUUUUGUCAUUGUCUUCGGCAACGUGCUUGUGUGUAUGGCCGUCUCGAGGGAGAAAGCCCUGCAGACCACUACCAACUACUUGAUAGUCAGCCUGGCUGUGGCUGAUCUGCUAGUUGCCACACUCGUAAUGCCAUGGGUGGUUUACCUUGAGGUGGUGGGAGAGUGGCGGUUCAGCACAAUCCAUUGUGACAUCUUUGUCACCCUGGACGUGAUGAUGUGUACAGCGAGCAUACUCAAUCUAUGUGCCAUCAGUAUUGACAGGUACACAGCUGUAGCCAUGCCUAUGUUGUACAACACACGCUACAGCUCCAAGAGGAGGGUCACAGUCAUGAUUUCUGUUGUCUGGAUUCUGUCUUUUGCAAUAUCAUGUCCACUGCUGCUUGGACUCAAUAAUACUGUCACUCAUGACGAUGCUCUGUGUGUGAUCGCAAACCCUGCCUUUGUAGUGUACUCCUCUAUUGUAUCAUUCUACGUUCCUUUCAUCAUAACACUGCUAGUAUACGUGCAGAUCUACGUGGUACUGCGAAAGAGACGGAAACGUGUCAACACCAAACGCACAUGUCCAGUUACGGACAUGGAUAUGAGCUUGACUUUAAAGAAAUGCACCCACCCUGAUGAUGUGAAACUCUGCACUGUGAUCGUCAAGUCCAGUGGGAAUUUUCCUGUGAACAACAAAAACGUGAUCUUCAUAAAGGAGGUGGUAAACAAUGGCGAUGACAUCCAAAUGGAUGAAAUGACAAACUUAAACCCUGCGAGACAGAGGAAGCAGGAUCAGUCUGGUACAAGUCAACAACACAGCAGGCUGGUUAACUCUAAUCUAAGAGAGACUGACAUAUCACCUGAAGCUGGUGUCAAACCUGAAAGAAAUGGCAACACCAGCAAUAUCACAAAAGGGGCCAAAGCAUUUGAGAUCCAGGUCUCCCCCACCGGCAAAACACAGACAUCGGUCAAGACUCUUAACAAACGCAAAAUCUCCCAGCAGAAGGAGAAGAAGGCUACUCAAAUGUUAGCUAUUGUCCUUGGUGUAUUUAUCAUCUGCUGGCUGCCGUUCUUCAUCACGCACAUUGUGAACACCUACUGCCAAGUCCCUCCUGAACUCUACACUGCCUUUACGUGGCUGGGCUACGUGAACAGUGCCGUAAAUCCCAUCAUAUACACCACUUUCAACAUUGAGUUUCGCAAAGCUUUCAUUAAGAUUUUACACUGUUGAAAGAGAACUCGCUUCACCGGAGCAGAAGGGAUAGAAAUGAUACCUCAUCUGCAGUGGACACACUGUAAAACUUCAAAUAAAGAUUUUAAAUUGGAUCCCAAGUGGAUCUAACUGGGGG